AUGCGCAUGAAUCGCAACCUUGCUCAAUUCCGAGAUAUCGAUCGUCAUAGAUCCAGUCGAAGUGGAUCGCCCCAACUACAGGAUGAAGCAUGCUUACACUUUUGGAAAGAACUUGUAGCCAAUUGGGAAAAUAGGACCGAAAUAGUGAACUAUUGUGUUGACGUUGUUGAAGCGACUAUGGAAACCAAACGACAAGCUCUCGCAGGUCAAGAUCCCAAGUUGGACGAAAAUCGAAGGACAGCAUCGUCUCUCUAUACAGAUGAAGUAAAGCGAAACCAAAUGCGAAAUGAAUUGACCGUAGAAGCCAUCAUCCGACAACGCUCUUUAGACGGUGUAGAUUCUUCGAGCCCUCGAUCUCUGACACACGCUCCAGGCACUGGUGGGAUUCUGCGCACGCCGGCCGCUAGCAUUACCUGCCAAUGCUUCCUGGCAUACUCUCCGCGCCAAAAUAUCACUACCCACUUAUAA
Molecule: messenger RNA, 468 nt
Organism: Rhizoctonia solani
Lineage: Eukaryota; Fungi; Basidiomycota; Agaricomycetes; Cantharellales; Ceratobasidiaceae
Product: caffeine-induced death protein
Exons: 4
Coding region: 1-468 (155 amino acids)
Cellular component (GO): mitochondrial intermembrane space; mitochondrion
Source: RefSeq, a predicted model, not a curated record